UCAGUGGUACAACACACUUCACUCACUCUGCUCACACACACUGCGUGGACACACACUCACCAAACUCUAGAAACACACGCAAGCUAAUUUUUUGUUAAGCCUGUGAAGAUGCCUUGUGUCAGCGCUCGCCACCAGAUGGUUAAGAUGCCUUGUAGCUACGACUCGCUGGUUGAUAAAGUCCUUGCGGUUGAGCUGAUCCUGUCAGAGCUCAGGCUGAAUAAGGAAGACCUAAAAGAGAUCAUGAAGAGGCUGCAGCGCGAAAUGGACAGAGGACUGCGUUUAGAGACACAUGAAGAGGCUAGCGUCAAAAUGCUUCCAACUUAUGUCUGCUCCACCCCUGAAGGAUCAGAGGUUGGUGAUUUCCUGGCUCUGGACCUGGGGGGCACAAAUUUCCGUGUGAUGCUUGUGAAAGUGGGCGAAGAUGAUGAGAGGAGCUUCAAGGUGGAGACAAAGAACCAAAUGUACUCCAUUCCUGAAGAUGCCAUGACGGGGACUGCUGAAAUGCUAUUUGACUACGUAGCAGAGUGUAUGUGAUUCUUGGACAAACACCAUAUCAAACACAAACUUCCUCUGGGUUUCACUUUCUCCUUUCCAGUACGACAUGAGGACAUUGACAAGGGAAUCCUGCUUAACUGGACCAAAGGCUUCAAGGCUUCUGGUGCAGAAGGCAACAAUGUUGUGGGUUUACUCAGAGAUGCCAUCAAGAGACGGGGGGACAUGGAGAUGGAUGUGGUAGCCAUGGUGAACGACACAGUUGCCACCAUGAUCUCCUGCUAUUACGAAGAUCGCAGCUGUGAAGUUGGGAUGAUUGUUGGCACCGGUUGUAAUGCAUGUUACAUGGAAGAGAUGAGGACUGUGGAACUGGUAGAAGGGGAGAAGGGCCGGAUGUGUGUGAACACUGAGUGGGGGGCUUUUGGAGACAACGGAGAGCUAGAGGAGUUUAGACUGGAGUACGACAGAGUGGUGGACGAAGCCUCAAUUAACCCCGGGCAGCAACUAUAUGAGAAGCUUAUCAGCGGGAAGUACAUGGGUGAACUGGUGAGGCUUGUUAUGAUGAAGCUGGUGAAUGAAGACCUGCUGUUUAAUGGUGGCUCAGAGCUGCUGAAGACACGUGGAAGCUUUGAGACACGCUACGUCUCACAGGUGGAGAGUGACACCGGGGACAGAAAAAAAUCUUACAACAUCCUGUCCUCACUGGGAGUUCUGCCCUCAGAGCUCGACUGUGACAUUGUGCAUCUGGUCUGUGAGAGUGUUUCCACUCGCUCUGCUCAUAUGUGCGCCGCAGGGCUCGCUGGCGUCAUCAACCUGAUGCGGGAGCGACGAACGCAGUGAGAAGCCCUGAAAAUCACAGUGGGAGUUGAUGGAUCUGUCUAUAAGUUGCACCCCAAUUUCCGUGACAGGUUCCACCAAGUCGUCAGGGACCUCACUCCUCACUGUGAGAUCACCUUCAUCCAGUCAGAAGAGGGGAGCGGUCGUGAGCAGCUCUUAUCUCAGCGGUGGCCUGUAAGAUGGCAACAAAUCUUAAUUAAGGGCAUUUAUGCACUAAUCGGUUUCCUGAAUGGGCGAUGGUGAAGAAAGCCUGAACUCCGAUUGGAGAAAUCCACAGAUGUGCAGUUACCAUGGCUGUUUGUAAGCAAACUGAUCCCCUAUUAGUGUAAGGUGUAAGGACAAGAAUGCAUCCAAACUCUUUUUGAACUCUUAUUAGAAACUGUAUGUGGUAGUAUUAGGCCAGAUUUUAGCAAAUACAUGAUUUCUGAAAUUUCUGAAUGUUGUUGUCGAACAUAAAAACAGAAGUUUACUGUGAGAGCUCAUUUAACGUUCAUGCUUCUCGUGUGUCACUUCCUGUUGGUUGAGUGACCUAUUGAUGAUAAUGUAAUAUAAUACAGCUUACACUGGUUCAUUGUACAACACAAGCAUUUUGUAAAUACUGCUGUAAAUUAUGACUCUAAAUUAAAUUCAUUGCUUUGUUGUGUAAUUCCUGUUGGUGAGCAAUGAAAUAUGUCUUUGGUAUUGUAUAUUUAAAUAUUAUGUUUACAGCUUGUGUAACUCUGUUAUCCAGUAUUGUGUUUUUCUUUAAAUGUGCUUUGGAUGUGAAUAAACUGUAACUGUACAUUAAAAGUGCUUAAUAAACAAUUAAAGUUUAUGUUUCCUUUCAGUAA
Archocentrus centrarchus (flier cichlid) is the source of this 2159-nucleotide messenger RNA. RefSeq names its product glucokinase (hexokinase 4) (gene gck). Lineage: Eukaryota; Metazoa; Chordata; Actinopteri; Cichliformes; Cichlidae. The record is from RefSeq and is a predicted model, not a curated record. Gene Ontology annotation, biological process: intracellular glucose homeostasis; glucose 6-phosphate metabolic process; glucose metabolic process. Gene Ontology annotation, molecular function: ATP binding; fructokinase activity; D-glucose binding. Gene Ontology annotation, cellular component: cytosol; mitochondrion.